Chionomys nivalis (European snow vole) is the source of this 1452-nucleotide messenger RNA. RefSeq names its product family with sequence similarity 47 member E (gene Fam47e). The transcript has 9 exons. Lineage: Eukaryota; Metazoa; Chordata; Mammalia; Rodentia; Cricetidae. The record is from RefSeq and is a predicted model, not a curated record. The coding region runs from base 34 to 1257 and encodes 407 amino acids.
CGAACCGGCAGUGGUCCUGCAGCUGGCGACACUAUGGCGGAGCGUGGGCAGCGGCUCCAGCUCCCGACUUUGCCUCCCAGGCUGCUGCAGGAGCACCGGAACUGCGGGCGGUGGCACCUGGAGACCCUGCCUUCCAAGAGUUUCAUGAAGCCCAAGAGGCUGAGGUUCCCAGGACCUGUGAACAGCCGGCACUGGGUGUUUGUGAGAGAGGGACUGGAUGACUUCAGGAAAGGCUGUCCCCGACACCAGCACCCCAAGGAUGUCUCUCUGCCUCGUGUUCAUCAUAGACUUCCCCAAGCUACCCCCAAGAAGAAGCAGAAUGGUCUGCCCGAGGGGGCUGCCCUGUUAUCCAAGCUUCCACAGGCGAGGAAGGCAUUCCUAGAGUGUGUGGAAGAUAGGAUGGCCCUGCACCCCCUGGCUCUCUACCCACAUCUGGAAGAAGCUCUACCCCCUGAGCUCUUAUUGCAGGUGCUGGAGGUACUUGACCCUGAGAGGAACUUGGAAGAGACGUGGGCUUAUUGUCGGGAUACCAGAAAAUUAAUGAAGGGACCCACAAAGCUUGAAGAAAAAUGUUCUUCUCAGGUGUGCCUCCCCAAGAAGAUGCCGGUGUCACAUUCAGGCCAGUGGCUUUGUGAAGAAAAGCCAAGCAAAGUGAAUUCUCUCUAUCAAGACAGUCUCCUUCAUGACAACGUGCACAGAGGGGUCCGAGACUUCUGUGACUGGGCCAAGGCUCUGGGAAGUUCACCCCUCGAAGAGGAGUUCAUCCUGCAGCAGUUUGACCUUGACUAUCACACCAGAUGCAGCUGUGCGGUAUGGUUACGAGUCUGUGUCAACCUUCUGCAGGACAAACCCUUCAUCGAUGGUCGACUUUCCCUGAGAGAACAUGGUGGGUGCUGGAACAAACCCCGGUCCUCUGGAAGAGCGAGUCCUCAUAGGCCAAAGCAGGUGAAGAUGAGGUACGGAGCCUGGUAUCUGAAGACCAACUUGUGGAAGAAGCAAAGAGCGGAUGAACCUUUGGUUGAUCCCAAGAUUUCACACAAAGCUCAGGAUGCUAACUUUGAAAAGCAUCUUCAGGAGCAGGCGGAACUGCUUGCAGGCCUACACGGAACCGUGGCCUUUAAGGACUUCAUUCUAAGCAGGGGUUACAGGAUGCCCAGGUUCCUUGAGAAGAUAUAUGCUGUCGAGAAAGGUAGAUCUGCAAAUAUUAAGACUCCUAGGAAACUCAUGCCAACAGCGAGGCAUCCUGGGAGAAGAUGAAGCAGCUUUUAUUGACCGCAUACUCGGGUUUUCUUCCAUUAUUUUAAUUAUUAAGUAGGGCAUGGUAAGUGGCCACACGGAAACUUCAACCUGGCAGCAUCUAUAAAUAUCAAACCCGACACAAUGUUUCUAAAUAGCUUUAAUCGAUUUUUGUAUUAUUUUUAGUUAUGUAUAGUUGUGUAUGUUUGUAUGGGG